Molecule: messenger RNA, 1411 nt
Organism: Triplophysa dalaica
Lineage: Eukaryota; Metazoa; Chordata; Actinopteri; Cypriniformes; Nemacheilidae
Gene: cfl2
Product: cofilin 2 (muscle)
Exons: 4
Coding region: 119-619 (166 amino acids)
Biological process (GO): actin filament fragmentation; actin filament severing; cell motility
Cellular component (GO): cytoplasm; actin cytoskeleton; actin cortical patch
Molecular function (GO): actin filament binding
Source: RefSeq, a predicted model, not a curated record
CGCAUGCGCACUGCUCUCUCUCUCUCUCUCUCUCUCUCAUACACUGUCUCGGCUCUUCACAUUCCCACAUUGAAGUGCCAAGAAAAGAAUCUUACAUUGAUUCAUCGCAUCGGGCAGCAUGGCAUCUGGUGUCACGGUCAAUGAUGAAGUCAUCAAAGUCUUUAAUGACAUGAAAGUACGGAAGUCCUCGACCUCAGACGAGGUGAAGAAGCGCAAGAAGGCGGUGCUGUUCUGUCUCAGCGAAGACAAGAAGAAGAUCAUCGUCGAGGAGGGCAAGCAUAUCCUAGUUGGAGAAAUCGGAGACACUGUCGAGGACCCCUACGCCUGCUUUGUGAAGCUUCUACCUCUCAAUGAUUGCAGAUAUUGCUUAUAUGAUGCCACCUAUGAGACUAAAGAGUCCAAGAAAGAAGACUUGGUAUUUGUAUUUUGGGCUCCUGAAGGUGCGCCAUUGAAAAGCAAGAUGAUAUAUGCUAGCUCAAAAGAUGCUAUUAAGAAGAAGUUUACAGGUAUCAAGCAUGAAUGGCAGGUUAAUGGUUUAGACGACAUUCAGGACCGCUCAACCUUGGCAGAAAAGUUGGGAGGAAGCGUGGUGAUAUCGCUGGAGGGCAGACCAUUGUAAACUGAACAGCCAUGUGCCAUCUGGAUUCCACGCUUUCAUCUUAGCAGCAGUCUCAUUUGAACCUGAAGGAAAUAGUCCUAUUAGUCCCUUUGUUUUUAUUCCUUUUUUUGUUGUUCCACAGGAGAUCUCAUUAACAAAAUGCAAAAAAAUCUACCAGUAUAUCGCCAGCUUACUUUUUCACUCCCUGGUAGUUUUUGUACAUCCCCAAAGAAUGUUCCCUCUCUGCGUGUUUUGCCAAAUGACACUAGCAGCUCAGAUGAUGGCAUAUUAACAGUGCUACGACAGCACAAACUCAAUUUAUAUCUUUAUGAUGAUGUAUUUAUAGAGAUAUUCUCUUGUACUGCAUACAGGAUGACAAUAUACUGCUUGUUAAUGCGUCACAGCAAUGCAUUAACCAGUAACAAGCACUUUACAAGUCGCAAGUAAAGUAUUUAUUUGAACUCUUCUACCUAAUCUGGCUCCUCUGACAUGGCAAACCCGUUAAAAAGCACUUUUCGUUUUUACACAACCAAUUGAAGGAGGACUUGGGAAUUUCUGUGUCUCUCGAUCGAAAUAGAGGUUUUCAGUUUUCAUUCCUGCUAUGCAUAUGGACAUAAACUUUUCCAUCGCAGCAUUUGUUUCAAGUACAUUCAGAAGGUUCACCGCGGUAUGCGAAGGCCAAGCUGCUUUGAAUUUUUUAACACUACAAGGGAAUACAUAUUAUCUGUAAAGAUGGCAAUAUUUGCAGCCUGAAGUGAAAUGUUGUUAUUGAGAUCAAGGAAGUUGCCACUUUGAAUAAAAUCUUGUGGCGGA